Penicillium argentinense is the source of this 1068-nucleotide messenger RNA. RefSeq names its product putative NAD binding Rossmann fold oxidoreductase. Gene Ontology annotation, biological process: NADPH regeneration. Bases 1 to 1068 code for a protein of 355 amino acids. The transcript has 2 exons. Gene Ontology annotation, cellular component: cytoplasm. Lineage: Eukaryota; Fungi; Ascomycota; Eurotiomycetes; Eurotiales; Aspergillaceae. Gene Ontology annotation, molecular function: oxidoreductase activity; nucleotide binding. The record is from RefSeq and is a predicted model, not a curated record.
AUGGGAGUCCAGAAGCUACAAGUCGGCAUGGCCGGUCUCGGCCGCGUCGGCAAGCUGCAUGCGAUCAACUUCCUGCAACGCACCCCCCGGGCCCAGCUCGUCGCGGCCUUCACCCCAGACCAAAACGAAAUCGCCUGGGGACGCAUCAACUUGGAGCCCCACGGGGUCACUUUGUACACCGACUAUGGAGAGAUGCUGAAGCACCCCGGGCUCCAAGCUGUGGCUAUUGGAACAGCCACCUCUGUCCAUGCCGAAGAAGCCAUCCAGGCAAUCGAGAAGGACCUGCACGUUCUCUGCGAGAAGCCCCUUUCCGUCGACGUCGAAGUGUGCAAAGCCGUGGUCGAGGCAGCCAAGAAGAAGCCUCAUCUGAAGGUGAUGUGCGGCUUCUCGCGACGAUUCGAUGAGUCUUACCGCGACGCAUUCGCCAAGACAGAGCAAGGUCUCAUCGGACGGCCCUCAAUUAUCCGCAGUCAGACUUGCGACAAAUUCGACCCGUCCGGUUUCUACGUGGAGUAUGCAGCCUGGUCCGGCGGUGUUUUCGUCGACAUGUCCGUGCAUGACAUCGACCUCACCCUGUGGUUCUUUGGCGACGAUGCGAUCCCCAAGAGUAUCUCAGCCCACGGCAUCACAGCCGUGCAGCCAGAGCUGAAGAAGCAUAAGGACUAUGAUAACGCUGUUGGCAUUGUGGAGUUCCAGAAUGGCAAGAUCGCCUACUACUACUGCACCCGCAUGAUGGCCCACGGCCAGGAGGACACCACAGAGAUCAUUGGCACGGAGGGCAAGCUGACGGUCAAUGGAAACCCCCAGCGUAACUUUGUCAAUUAUUACCACGCUGGCGGCAUCACUCGUGAGGUCCCGCCGAACUUCAUCGGUCGCUUUGGCCCGGCUUUUACACAGGAGGCCAACGAGUUCACGGCCGCAUGCCUGGACAACACCCCUCUUCCGAUGAAGCUCACCAAUGCUGUCAAGGCGGUUGAGAUUGGGUCUUAUCUUCAAGAGGCGCUUCGAAGUGGCAAGCAGAUUCACUUUGAUGAGAUUGGUCGACGGAUCGAGGAGUCGAAACUGUAA